GCGGAGAACAAUAUGGCGGAUGGCGAGGAGCCGGAGAAGAAAAGAAGGAGAAUAGAGGAGCUGCUGGCUGAGAAAAUGGCUGUUGAUGGUGGGUGUGGGGACACUGGAGACUGGGAAGGUCGCUGGAACCAUGUAAAGAAGUUCCUCGAGCGAUCUGGACCCUUCACACACCCUGAUUUCGAACCGAGCACUGAAUCUCUCCAGUUCUUGUUAGAUACAUGUAAAGUUCUAGUCAUUGGAGCUGGCGGCUUAGGAUGUGAGCUCCUGAAAAAUCUGGCCUUGUCUGGUUUUAGACAGAUUCAUGUUAUAGAUAUGGACACUAUAGAUGUUUCCAAUCUAAAUAGGCAGUUUUUAUUUAGGCCUAAAGAUAUUGGAAGACCUAAGGCUGAAGUUGCUGCAGAAUUUCUAAAUGACAGAGUUCCUAAUUGCAAUGUAGUUCCACAUUUCAACAAGAUUCAAGAUUUUAACGACACUUUCUAUCGACAAUUUCAUAUUAUUGUAUGUGGACUGGACUCUAUCAUCGCCAGAAGAUGGAUAAAUGGCAUGCUGAUAUCUCUUCUAAAUUAUGAAGAUGGUGUCUUAGAUCCAAGCUCCAUUGUCCCUUUGAUAGAUGGGGGGACAGAAGGUUUUAAAGGAAAUGCCCGGGUGAUUCUGCCUGGAAUGACUGCUUGUAUCGAAUGCACGCUGGAACUUUAUCCACCACAGGUUAAUUUUCCCAUGUGCACCAUUGCAUCUAUGCCCAGGCUACCAGAACACUGUAUUGAGUAUGUAAGGAUGUUGCAGUGGCCUAAGGAGCAGCCUUUUGGAGAAGGGGUUCCAUUAGAUGGAGAUGAUCCUGAACAUAUACAAUGGAUUUUCCAAAAAUCCCUAGAGAGAGCAUCACAAUAUAAUAUUAGGGGUGUUACGUAUAGGCUCACUCAAGGGGUAGUAAAAAGAAUCAUUCCUGCAGUAGCUUCCACAAAUGCAGUCAUUGCAGCUGUGUGUGCCACUGAGGUUUUUAAAAUAGCCACAAGUGCAUACAUUCCCUUGAAUAAUUACUUGGUGUUUAAUGAUGUAGAUGGGCUGUAUACAUACACAUUUGAAGCAGAAAGAAAGGAAAACUGCCCAGCUUGUAGCCAGCUUCCUCAAAAUAUUCAGUUUUCUCCAUCAGCUAAACUACAGGAGGUUUUGGAUUAUCUAACCAAUAGUGCUUCUCUGCAAAUGAAAUCUCCAGCCAUCACAGCCACCCUAGAGGGAAAAAAUAGAACACUUUACUUACAGUCGGUAACCUCUAUUGAAGAACGAACAAGGCCAAAUCUCUCCAAAACAUUGAAAGAAUUGGGGCUUGUUGAUGGACAAGAACUGGCGGUUGCUGAUGUCACCACCCCACAGACUGUACUAUUCAAACUUCAUUUUACUUCUUAAGGAAAAUCUCCACAUAAUAGAAAACUCAUGGAAAUAAUAUACUUUGUGGAUGCUAAGAAGUUGAAUCGAUGUCAUUUUUAGCAAUAGUGUUGCCACGAUUUGUCUUUUUUUAUAUAAUGAACCACUCUUUUUUAACUUUGUAACCUUCCCUUGAAGACAGAAUUUUGGUGUUGGUGCUUGUAAGCAUUUUCAUUAAUAAUAUGAGAAAUGAUACCUGGAGAGAGAGAUUAUGAGCAAAUGUAUUGCUUCUUUUAGAGGAGGAAGCAUACAACCUCUUUUGUGUGAAUUUUGUUAUUAUGGUCAAAGAAUGCAUUCCUAAGUUUUCAUUUGAGUACCCAAAUACACAAAAGGUGUCCCUUUAAGGAAAAUAAAGAAUUAAGUUUUAAAUAACAUUACAUUUUACAAUCUGACAUCUGGAGUAUAUUGAACAUAGGCUAUUUCUUGAUAUAACACUCAUUUAAUUGUGGCCAUCCAAAUGAAUAUUAUUGCAGAAUUUAUCUUGUUCAUAAUGAUUUGUAAAUGGUGUUAUAGCUGAAUACCUGUGCAUGAAAAUGGGCAAUAUUUUCAUCUGUUUACUUGUAGUGCCAUAGAGGCCAAUAUGCACAAUAUUAACUAAUGCCAAGACAUGGCUGUUUAAAAAAUUUAAUGUUCAAACAGUUAUCACUGAUGCUUUUGCACUAUUUAUUAAUAAAAUCAUAUAUUGUGUA
Molecule: messenger RNA, 2111 nt
Organism: Homo sapiens (human)
Lineage: Eukaryota; Metazoa; Chordata; Mammalia; Primates; Hominidae
Gene: UBA3
Product: ubiquitin like modifier activating enzyme 3
Exons: 18
Coding region: 13-1404 (463 amino acids)
Biological process (GO): protein neddylation
Molecular function (GO): NEDD8 activating enzyme activity; ubiquitin-like modifier activating enzyme activity
Source: RefSeq, marked reviewed